Phragmites australis (common reed) is the source of this 3098-nucleotide messenger RNA. Its product is annotated as protein ALTERED PHOSPHATE STARVATION RESPONSE 1-like. NCBI's taxonomy places the organism in Eukaryota, Viridiplantae, Streptophyta, Magnoliopsida, Poales, Poaceae. Bases 230 to 2758 code for a protein of 842 amino acids. The record is from RefSeq and is a predicted model, not a curated record. The transcript is spliced from 4 exons.
AAGACUCUCCCACGCCGUCCCGACCAGUCGCCAUCCGCGCCCUGUACUCCACUCCGCUCUACGCCGCCGGCCCCUGUCUCAGAUCUGCGUCCCAGUCGCCGAAUCCUUCCCAACCCCUUGAAUCAUACCACCAUGCGUUAAAAAUUCCAACUUUUUCUCUCGCCCGUUGGGUGGUCGGUUGGUUCGUUGGUGGGUUGCUGCCUGGUGGGAGCGAGUGACCACCGCCACCAUGGGGUGCGGGCAGUCCAAGCUGCCGCAUGGCGUGGACGAUUCGGCGGCCGUCGCGCUGUGCCGCGCCCGUUCCACGCUGCUGGCCGAGGCCAUCCGCCGACGCUACGCUCUCGCGGAGGCCCACCGCGCGUACGCCGGCUCGCUGCGCGCCACCGGCGCCGCGCUUCACGACUUCCUCCGCGCCGUCCAGGAUGCCGCCAAAUCCCCGCCCGCGCUGCGCCUCCCAGCGCAGCGGAAGGGGGACGACGCGCACGCGAUCCCUCCCGCCGCGUUGGCGUCGCCGCCGCUCCCGGCGGUGCACGACGCGAAACAGGUGGAUGAAGAUGACGGCGGGCACAUACAUUUCCACUCGGACGAGGACGACAGCUCCGAUGAUGGCGGCGGGCAUAUCAGGUUCCCCUCUGACGAUGAGGCCGAGCUGCCUCUCCCCCGCCCCGAGACCUUCCAGCGCGUGGAGCCGCCCCAGCCGUCGCAGACGGCCGCGCCGUACGAUUCUGGCUACGAUCCGCCGUACAGCUACGGCCCCGGCCCCGGUCCGUCGUAUGGAUACGGCGGGGGCUACGGUGCCGACAUGGGCGGCUACGGUCAGAGUUUCUUCAGCAUCAACUACGCCCGCAACCAGCCGCCGCCGUCGUCUGUGUCCUACGAGCACCGCCCCCAAGUCACCAAUGCUACCGUCCAUUACUACCAGGGUGACGGCGCUACCGGGCCACCGCUGCCGAGCUCCUACUACGACGGAGGAUAUCCCUACCAGUAUCCGCGAGGCGGCGGCUUGCCUCCGGUGGCAGCCUCCUCCGGCGAGCGGGCUGCUCCGCAGCCUCCGCCGUCGCCGCCGCGGGUGUCUACCUGGGACUUCUUGAACCCGUUCGAGUCAUUCGAAAGCUACUGCCAGGAGCAGCUGGGUCCCUUGGCAACCCAUACACCUAGCCGGAGCUCGAAUGAUGCCGGGGAGGAUGAGGACAUCCCUGAACUGGAGGACGAGGAAUUGGAAGAGGUGGUCAGGGAAGCGUACGGCGAUGAGUGCACCGUUGUAAAUGGCAAAUUGGCCAAGGAGGAAGGGAGGAGUAGUGCCGGUGAGGAGUUGCACAGGAAGUCCAAGUUGUCGGAUGCGAGUAGUAGCACUCCCAGUGAGGAACUGCACAGGAAGUCCAGAUCAUCGGAUGCCAGCAGUAGCACCGGAAGCAGCACGGUCCAUGUAGUAGAGAAGAGUUUGGUGGAAAAACAGCUGAAGCACUCAGGUGACUCUGGGUCACCUGCUGUGCCUGGGAAGAUGUACAAUGACGAUGUUGAGGUUGUGCAGGUGAUCAAGUCGCAGUUUGAUCGUGCCUCAAAAUCGGCAGGCGACGUGUGCAAGGUGCUUGAGGUUGGGAAGAUGCCUUACAACCAGAAGAACUCAGGAUUAAAAGUGUCCCCAAUGAUGAUAUGUGGAUUGCCUUCAACGGAUGAGGAGUUCGUGCAGUUUGAGGAGGAAAAGGCUAUGGAAUGUGGCAACCUUUCUUCGAUAUUGCAGAAGCUGUACAUAUGGGAAAAGAAGCUUCUUGAGGAAGUCAAGACUGAGGAGAAGAUAAGGGUGCUAUAUGAUCAGAAGCGUGAGGAGCUAAAAACUUUGGAUGAGAGAGGUGCCGAAGCUCAUAAGCUUGAGGCAAUUGAAAUUUAUAUCAGGAAGCUAUCAACGAAGAUAAGCGUUGCCAUUCAGAUUGUCAACACUAUAUCAAACAAGAUCAACAAGCUGAGAGAUGAAGAGCUAUGGCCACAAACACACGAGCUGAUUCAAGGGUUUAUGCAAAUGUGGCAUACCAUGUCAGAAUGCUAUCAGAUCCAACACAAUGCCUUGUCCCAAGCUAAAAGCAUAGACUCUGCCAUAGCUUCUGCAAGAUUCAGCGAAACUCAUUUAGAUUUAGUCAAGCAGCUAGAGCUUCAAUUGUUGGAUAUGACUGCCAGCUUUGCUGCAUGGUUUAAUGCCCAAAAGAGCUAUGUUAGUACUCUAAAUGAAUGGCUCAAGAAGGGAAUUGAAUAUGUGCCUGAAGUAACUGAUGAUGGGGUUCCUCCGUUUUCACCAGGACGCUUAGGAGCACCCCCUAUUUUCAUCAUCUGUAAUAAUUGGGCAAUCAGCAUGGGGAGGAUAUCCGAGAUGGAAGUAAUAGACACAAUGCAGGUUUUUGCCUCCAAUGUUCUGCGCCUCUGGGAGAGGCACAGGUCAGAGUGGAGGCAGGGUAUGUUGGCUAAUAAAGAUAUGGACAGAGACCUCAGGUCGAUAGAGAGGGAUGAACUGUUGAUGCGCAAGGCGCUAGAGGCACAAAACAAGAAGCUCGUGCUCGUUUCCAAUCAGAGUGGCGUAUCUUUAUCUGCCCAGGUGUUACAUGACGAUGUCCCACCUGCUGAUGCUGGUCUGCAAUCAUGUAUGCAUAAAUUUUUUGAAGCAAUGGAGAGCUUCGCUGCUGCCUGUACGAAUGCAUACAAGGAUCUGCAUCUUCGCUCUGAAGAAGAAAAAGCUCGACUUGCUCAAGAGAAUGACAGAGUUUCCUAGUAGCGUUUCAGACGUUGCUGGUACAGGGGCAACUGACCGAACCUGGUGGCUGCAUGAACAGCAACAUUGUACAUAGCAGCAUGACAAAUUCAUAGUUCCAGUCUCACAACAGGAGUCCCCUAUGUGGGAUGAAUCUAGAUGCAUGAUACCGAGACAUGGUUGAUGCUACUCUCUGUGAUGCUUUGCUCCAGUUUGUUUAGGCUAGACAAGUUCCUGAGACCGUCUUGCAAACUUGUAGUUUAUUCAUCCGUCACCAAAAGCUUUCGUUUUAUUCUCUUUGUAUACAUGUGAUUCAUUUGUACCAGUGACUUUUGUACAGCUAAGGUACAUAUUUUCUUCA